UCACCGUACGCUGAGGACACAUUCUUUUGUCUUUUUUUGGACAAAGACUUUCUGUCGAAUUUUUGUGACCCUCCUCGGUAGUUCUGAGUUUUUCUUUGGAUUCAACUGAUUUUCAAUAAUUGGACGUGGAUAUGACGCUGUUGCCGCCGACCGUCGAACAACAGAGACGCAUCGAUGAGGUGGUUCCGGUUGAUCCGGAAACGAGGAAACGCGACAUCGCGGCGAUACGGGAAUGGCUUUCGAAACAGCCUCAUCUGCCUGAUCACAUGGAUGACGCAAGACUCAAGAGAUUCCUGUUCGGCUGCAAGAACAGCAUAGAAAGAUGUAAAUUGAUUUUGGAACGGUACUACAGCGUACGCACCGCCGUGCCUGAAUUCUUUUCGUUGCGUGAUCCUCUUUCGAAGGAUAUUCAACAGUGUCAUGAAUCGAUACACUACUUCGUUCUGCCAUCGUUGACGAAUGAAGGGCACCGUGUCACUGUUCUACGGCUUCGGGACACGUCGAUCGACAAAUUUUCCAUUCGGACAAUCACCAAAAGGAUCCUGAUGGUCCUGGACACGCGUCUGAUGGAGGAAUGUUGCCUGUCGAACAUUAUGGUCAUCGAUCUUCAGGGAUUCAGCGUAGUUCACUUUACAAAGUGUAGCCCAACGCAGAGCAUCAUUCGGAAGUCGAUGUUGGCGGUGCAAGACAGUAUGCCGUUGCGACUUCACAGGGUCCAUUUUCUUCACGCUCCUGCAUUCAUAGAAAGCGUUCUGAAUAUAUUCUAUCCUCUUCUGAAAGAAAAACUAGUUCAGAAAUUUCGAAUCCAUACUGGUGGUGGAGAGGAAUUGCAUCCUUACAUGAAUAAGGAUAUAUUGCCGAAGGAAUGGGGAGGCAAAGCAGGCACUUUCGAUGAGUUAAACGACUCAUGGAGAAAGAAGAUCGAGAAGAACAGGGAUUGGUUCCUACGCGAAGAGAAGCUCAGCCGAACGAACGAAAGCGCUAGAUUGCCCGAAACUAAAUCGAGGCUCUUGGCGGAACUCGAUGGACUGCAGGGUUCGUUUCGAAAAUUGAACAUCGAUUAAAAAAAAAAAAUAGAAUCUCCUUAUGGGAA
Messenger RNA from Dufourea novaeangliae, 1093 nucleotides. RefSeq names its product alpha-tocopherol transfer protein-like. NCBI's taxonomy places the organism in Eukaryota, Metazoa, Arthropoda, Insecta, Hymenoptera, Halictidae. The transcript has 7 exons. The coding region runs from base 132 to 1064 and encodes 310 amino acids. Gene Ontology annotation, cellular component: membrane. The record is from RefSeq and is a predicted model, not a curated record. Gene Ontology annotation, molecular function: phosphatidylinositol bisphosphate binding.